CGACCAGUAGUGUCAAUAGUUGUCAGCACGUCGAGGUCGAUUGCCACCGGUAUAAGAAAAUUUUUAGAGAGCUAGUUGUAAUCAACUUCUAUGAAGAUGAUCCAUCACCUACAAGAACGAAGACGAACAACAGAAUUACGACUUCAAAUAACAAGCGAGAAGAUGCUCUUUACACAUGACGAGUGCAGCCCACAGACAACUACCGAGGACGACGAGGAGAUAUAGAAGUACUAGCACGUUGAAGUUUAUAAUCUCUAGAGGGAACGCAUUCACAUACAAGGAGCUCCACUUUUUACUACAACCACUUCUAUGUUUUUGUUUUCAGUAGUACAGAAAGGAACAAGGUCCGUGUCGUUGCACUAAAUACACGAGGAACAUUCCUUGUUUGUUCUGCCUGCAGCCACUUGACCACCAAAUGAUGUCGCUAAUCCAGGACCAGUUGGGGAUAAAGGAGCCCCUUCCGUCGGUUUUUCUCGAGGGUGUGCUGGUGAAUUAUGCAAUACAAAUUUCCCGUAGUACAUGUACAAGAUGCAUGAUCACAAUUUUCACCAAUUUGCAGCGUAAAACUUGUCAUGCUAAACUAGGAUCGAAGCCAAGUUUUGUCAUGCGGCGACCGCAUUUGUACGUGUGCGAGAAAAAGAAAUUUACUGUGGAUAUGAAUCUGGGCCUGACCUGGGGCUUUUUCCUUCUCUCCUGUCUCGUGUCUCCCUUUUUCUGGGGCGACCUCCCGCAGGAGAAGAAGCUGCUGUGGCACACGACGUUUGUGGCGAUGAUGCAGCCGUUCUACCUCGGGUACGCCCUGUGGUCGGAGAUUGUGACCUAUCACAUGCAAAUAGAUACGUCUUCUUCUGGAAAAGUGCAAAUUUGUGAUGCUCUCUGUCAGUCACACAAAAAUCUGUCAUGCGCGAGAAGUAGCGCAAGCUGUCCACUUGUGGCCACCUCCUUGGGAGAUGAGCAUUUCUCAUGCAGACUAGGCAUUGCAAAGCUGUCGGAAUAAAACUUGUGAUGCUACGCCCCCUAAUCCAGACAGUGUAGGCCACGCUAAACCUGCAUCACAAACCUUGCAUUCUCCCAGACAGAGACAUAUUUGCAAUCCAUAUGACGGCGGGCAAGUGGUGGUACGAGAAUCCGUUUGGCGACUGGUUUUCCUACCCACCAAGUGAGCAAAUUUGGUACGGGACUGGGUUGUCCUGCGGCUUCAUGGCGAUGGACAGCAUGGCCAUGGCCAUCUGGCCCCGGCAGCUGAUGAAGGCGCUACGCAAGUCGAUGUACAUCCAGAUGUGGGUGCACCACGUGUUUUCCCUGAUCUUCUGGCCCUACGCCCUGUCCGCACACCGUGCGGCGAUUCCCAUCGCGUACUUUGUCCUCACCGAGAUUUAUCCCACAGAAAAAAGCUGGCAGGUCAGAUUUGUAAUGCAAAAAUAAACACACAGAAAAAUCUGUCAUAGGCGAGGCCAUAGCAUGCUGUUUAGGGCAUGCAAUACAGAUUUUUUUGUCUAUUUAUUUUUGCAUUACAAAUAUGCCCUGCCAGCUUUUUUCUCUGGGAUAAGGUUAGCAACCCCUGCGUGAAUUUCCGAUGGCUGCUGGAAAACCGACCGGGCUGGGACACGUCUGUGAUGUACUACACGGCGGGCAUCACCUAUGGAAGCGUCAGGUUUGAAAUCGUCAAAGUUGAAAUAAUCUGCAAUGCAUAAAAUGCAUGACCCGAGGUGCGUGCGUUGCAGAGCAGGCAAGUGAGGCCGAUUGUAAGCCUGUUUGGGGUUACAGCUCGAGCUGCUAAAGUAGCAUGAGAAAAUCGCUCUUCUUUGCCUAAACAGCAUGACAAACUGGAUUUACGGACCACCAAAAUUUGUCAUGCGCCACUUGAAAACUGGGCUCCAACUGGCAUCCAUUUUAUGCAUGACAAAUUAUUUCAACUUUGUCGAUUUCAACUCUGACACAUCCAUAUCACCAUGCUGCUCGUCUUCUUCGUCGUGCGCAUACUCCCCAUGCCCUGGUUUCUCUUCCACAUGCUGCGGCCCAGCAGCUAUCAACUGCAAAUAUGUCUGGGUCUGGAAGAAAGCAGGAGUUUGUCAUGCAGAUUUUGCAUGCCCCAUGAGGUCUGUGAUGCAUGCCCUAGCAUCAGAGAUUCUGCGAGGGCUUUCUGAUGCUCACACAGCAUGAGAAGUGCUCUCUCCGCGUAGCACACAUUGCGCCUCUACUUUAUUUGCUGUUCAUGCAAUACAGAUUUUAUGUAGAGUGCAAAGGUAGCAUCACAAGUUCCAUCCUUCCAGACCCAGACAGAUUUGCAACGCAUAGCAGCUACGACGGAGCAACGUGGUUCCAGAUGGUCACCCUGUUUCUGCUCGGACUCAUUCCCUUCGCGCUCAACGCGUUCUGGUUUAAACUGAUGGUCCGAAAGGCGUUCCGCGUGCUCUCCAACGUAUUGAAAGGAUCCUCACGCAGUGAAGAAAAAGGAAAAGCGGAAACACCGGAGCAAGCAGAAAUGAGAAAAACGAAGUAAGUAGCGAGUUUUUGAACAGAAUCUGAAACACAGAAAAUGUGGCGCGGACUGCAAAAAAAUCAGCGUCACGUGGUGCACGACGCAUGUGCUACGUUUUGACUAUUUCUCGGGGCAAUGUAGAAUCUGAAUCGUCAGUGUGUAGUCUUGCCUGACUUGCGAAUAAAAUUUUCAAAUCGACUCCGCCCGCGCGUAUUUUCAACACGACCAAUUUGGCUGCAACCAAGAACAUGACUGCGGCUGUGCCUCACUUGACUCGUCACAAGGCAUCAAAUCAAAUUUUUUGGCCUUUGGUUCGGCUUCCAUUCUGCGAACAGAAUCUUCAACAGUAGCGUCUUCUACUACA
Messenger RNA from Amoebophrya sp. A120, 2846 nucleotides. The record is from the annotation of a GenBank genome assembly. NCBI's taxonomy places the organism in Eukaryota, Dinophyceae, Syndiniales, Amoebophryaceae.